Messenger RNA from Ruditapes philippinarum (Manila clam), 1601 nucleotides. Its product is annotated as cytochrome P450 4A6-like. The transcript is spliced from 12 exons. The coding region runs from base 36 to 1532 and encodes 498 amino acids. The record is from RefSeq and is a predicted model, not a curated record. Gene Ontology annotation, molecular function: oxidoreductase activity, acting on paired donors, with incorporation or reduction of molecular oxygen; heme binding; monooxygenase activity. NCBI's taxonomy places the organism in Eukaryota, Metazoa, Mollusca, Bivalvia, Venerida, Veneridae.
UUCAUGUUUUCAUUCAGAAUUUCCUUUAUAGAAUCAUGGAUAUUUUAAUGAAAACUGUGCUUUUAGGGAUAAUUUUCAUGUUUAUGUGGAAAGUGCUGGCAAAAUUAUUCAGGUUCAGAGAAUUAUGCCGCAAAUUAAGGAAGAUUCCACAGAAGUCGUCUCAUUGGUUGAAAGGAAACGCAAAUGAGGUAAAGGACUCGAUCACGUACUGUAACUACGUCAUGGACAUCGUGAAUGGGGGUGGCAGGAUGUACUGUAUGUGGAAUGGUCCACUACCUAUUCUAGGUGUUUGUCAUCCGGAAACGUUUCAACAACUUAAUAAACAAUCGCACAAUAAAGCACGUGGUUUUACUGAUGGCUAUAGGGUGCUAGAACCGUGGCUAGGAGAAGGCUUAUUGAUAAGUGAGGGAAAGAAAUGGGAAAGGAACAGACGUUUACUUACACCUGCAUUUCAUUUUAAUAUUCUAAAUGGAUAUGUUGACGUCAUGAACGACGUCACGGAACAAUUUUUAGACAAACUUGGCGAGGCUACACAGGGCGGUGAAUCAGUGGAUGUUUUUCCAUACGUGUGUAGAUCAACUCUUGAUAACAUGCUUAGAUGUUCACUGUCAUACGAAGGCAGUAUGCUGGAGUCUAAAGAGCAUUCGUAUAUUAAAGCCGUGCAACGCUUGACAACAAUCAUGUGGGAGAGAAUGCUGCAGCCAAUUCUUUUGAUUGAUUUUAUCUUCAAAUUAUCUCCCUUGGGUUCAGAGAGCAAGCGCGAGACGGAUGUAGCCCAUAAAUUUACUGGUGGUCUCAUACAGUCAAGGAGAAACACUUUAAAAGGACAAACAGACCUAACGGAACAAAAGAGACGUCUCGAUUUUUUGGACAUAUUACUAACCGCAAAGGAUGAAAACGGAAACGGCUUAUCAAAGCAGGAAAUACAAGACGAAGUGGACACAUUCACGUUUGAGGGCCACGAUACAACAGCUUCGGCCAUUAGCUGGUCGAUAUAUGCAUUGGGACAACAUCCGGAUCUUCAAGAGAAGGUGUACAAAGAUGUGCAAAAUAUAACGAGAGAUAGUGAAGGCAUCUCACAAAGUUGUCUCUCCCAAUUCGAAUAUUUGCCAUUGUUCAUAAAGGAGGUUAUGCGACUUUACAGCCCGGUACCGAUGAUCGCCAGGAGGACCACUGAUCCCAUUACGAUUGAUGGCAUAGAAAUCCCUGCUGGGCCGAGAAUUGAUGUUAAUAUUUACGCAAUUCACCAUAACCCAGAAAUCUGGAAGAACCCCGAGACUUUUGACCCAUCACGUUUUGACCAACACCAUAGAGAUGAAACGAACAUUUACGGAUUCAUACCCUUCUCCGCCGGAUCAAGGAAUUGUAUCGGACAAGUAUUUGCCAUGAACGAGAUAAAGAUAACAGUGGCCAAGUUAGUAAAGAGAUUUGAAGUGUUACCUGUGAAAGACCACACUCCUGAACUUCAACCGGACGUCAUAAUGCGUUCACUGAAUGGAUUACCUGUUGUUUUGAGACCACGAGAACAUUAGGUUGCCUUGACAACAACGUAUUAUAACAAAUAUCCAGUAUUGAUUAAGAAAAUAAAAAUUAAUUUUAAA